AUGUACACAUUUUCUACAUUACCCGUCGAACUUGUUUAUCGAAUUCUGGAUCAUCAAACUGACCUGACGCUAUUUUGUUCAAUGCAAAAUAUUUGUCGACGGCUCAAUCAGAUCCUGAGCACUUAUGAACGAUACCGAACACUCACCACACUACAUGUCAGCGGGAGUCGAAUCGGUGAUAAACAAGCACAACAUAUUGCGCAUGUGUUGCGAACGAACACGACAGUCACCACACUAGACCUCCGCGGCAGCAGAAUCGGUGGUGAAGGAGCAAAAUAUAUUGCGGAUGCGUUGCGAACAAACACGACACUCACGACACUAGAUCUCACAGUUAACAGAAUCGGCGCCGAAGGAGCACGACACAUUGCAGAUGCGUUGCAAACGAACGCAACACUCACCACGCUACAACUCGAUUCGAACGAAAUCCUUGGAAGAGCAGCACAACACAUAGCGGAUGCCUUGCGAACGAACAAGACACUAACCGCACUAGACCUCGGCGGCAACAGAAUCGGCAGUGAAGGAGUACAACACAUUGCAGAUGCGUUGCGAACAAACACAACACUCGCCACACUAGAUCUCACAGUUAACAGAAUCGGAGCUGACGGAGCACGACACAUUGCAGAUGCGUUGCAAACGAACACGGCCCUCACCACGCUAGAUCUCCACGGCAAUGGAAUUGGUGAUGAAGGAGCACGACACAUUGCGAAUGCGUUGCAAAAGAACACGACACUCACCACGCUAGAUCUCCACGGGAGCGGUAUUGGUGAUGAAGGAGCACGACACAUUGCGACCGCGUUGCAAACGAACAAAGCACUCACCACGGUAGAUCUCCACGGCAACGGAAUUGGUGAUAAAGGAGCACAACACAUUGCAGAUGCGUUGCAAACGAACACGGCACUCACAACGCUAGAUGUCCGCGGCAACAGUAUUGGCGAUGAAGGAGCACGGCACAUUGCGAAUGCGUUGCAAACAAACACGACACUGACCACCCUACAACUCGAUUCGAACGAAAUCCGUGGUAAAGCAGCACAACACAUUGCGGAUGCGUUGCAAACAAACACGACACUCACCACACUAAACCUCGGCGGCAACACAAUCGGCGCUGAAGGAGCACAGCAGAUUGCGAAUGCGUUGCAAACGAACACGACACUCACCACACUAGAUCUGCGCGAGAACGGAAUUGGUGAUGAAGGGGCGGGACACAUUGCGAAUGCGUUGCAAACGAACGCAACACUCACCACGUUACAACUCGAUUCGAACGAAAUCCUUGGAAGAGCAGCACAACACAUAGCGUAUGCGUUGGAAAGGAACAAAACACUCACCACACUAAACCUCGGCGGCAACAGAAUCGGCGCUGAAGGAGCACAACACAUUGCAGAUGCGUUGCGAACAAACACGACACUCGCCACACUAGAUCUCACAGUUAACAGAAUCGGAGCAGAAGGAGCACGACACAUUGCGAGUGCGUUGCAAACGAACACGGCACUCACCACGCUAGAUUUUCGGGGUAACGGAAUUGGUGAUGAAGGAGCACGACACAUUGCGAAUGCGUUGCAAGGAAACACGACACUCACCAAGCUAGAUGUCCGCAGCAACGGAAUUGGUGAUGAUGGAGGACGACACAUUGCGAAUGCGUUGCAAAAGAACAGGACACUCACCACACUAGACUUCGGAGUUAACAGAAUCGGCGGUGAAGGAGCACAACACAUUGCGGACGCGUUGUGUAGGAAUGCAAGCGUCAAGAUGAUGUAG
This is a messenger RNA of Adineta ricciae, 1752 nucleotides long. The record is from the annotation of a GenBank genome assembly. Lineage: Eukaryota; Metazoa; Rotifera; Eurotatoria; Adinetida; Adinetidae.